UUCUCAUCAACGCGGAAACCGCGCUAUAUUCAGUUUCAAGGUCAGGGUUCGGCUGAAUGGAUAGUUUACUCUUAGAUGUAGUUUCGGCAGUAAAAUUUGGGUUAAACCUAUAUAUAGACCUCUUGCGUGACUGGGAUUUCUCUGCUUUAGUAGUAUCAUUUAUAACAUUCAUGCUCAUUUUGUCAAGUUUCGAAAUUUUUGAUGGCAAGCUUGCAUCUUCCUUCUUUAUUGGUCUGAGAAAGACCCCCUUUAUAAGAUCCUACAUCAACAAGAAGAUAGAUGAAGCUUCAAAAGAAAUACAUAGAGAGUUUCAUAAAAAAACCUCGCAUAUUGUAUUUGAAAAGAACCUUCCUGUCUGCGGCCAAACUGUGGAAAAUGUACUCUCAAGUGCUCGGAAGUAUAAAACAUUGGAGUAUAUAAAGUGGAGCGAAGGGUUUGUUUCUGGAAGCGUUUACCCAAGAAAUGAUGAUCUUACAGUUUUGUGCACGAGUAUCUACAAGGAAUUCCUCUGGACAAAUCCAUUGCAUCCGGAGCUUUUUGUUGAUAUUCGACGAAUGGAAGCUGAGGUUGUACGCAUGUGUGUUACAAUGUUCCAUGGAGAUAAAGAUGCAUGCGGUACUACUACAUCAGGAGGGACAGAAAGCAUUCUUCUUGCAUGUUUGGCUUAUCGUCAGCUUGCACGUGAACAUGGUAUCAAGCAUCCAACUAUGGUAAUUCCAGUCACAGCUCAUCCAGCAUUUGACAAAGCUGCACAUUAUUUUUCUAUAAAAGUAAUCCAUAUCCCAUUAGAUCCUAUCACGUAUAAAGUGGAUAUGUUUGAAAUGAAAUCAUCAAUAACCGAUGAUACAUGUAUGCUUGUUGGUUCAGCACCAGGAUUUCCUCAUGGAAUUAUUGAUCCUAUUCAAGAAAUUGCUGAAUUAGGUUAUAGAUAUAAUAUACCAGUUCAUGUGGAUUGUUGCUUAGGUGGUUUCCUUUUACCUUUUAUGGAAAAAGUUGGUUAUCCAAUUGAAGGAUUCGAUUUUCAGUUGCCUGGUGUCACAAGUAUAUCAUGUGAUACACAUAAGUAUGGGUUUGCACCAAAGGGCACAUCUGUUAUAAUGUACAGAAAUCAAUAUUACCGAUCCAAACAAUACUUUACACAGACAACAUGGCCUGGUGGUAUAUAUGCUUCAUCAACUUUACCAGGAAGUCGAUCUGGCGCGUUAAUUGCUACUUGCUGGGCGACGAUGAUGUAUCAUGGAGAAAAUGGUUAUUGCAAAUCUACUAAGCGUAUCAUCAGUACUACGCGAUAUAUUAUAGAUGAAUUACGUAAAAUACCAGGCAUUUUUGUAUUUGGUGAACCAAAUGUUUCCGUUGUAGCAUUUACUUCCAAUCACUUUGAUAUAUAUAAACUAAGUCAUUCAUUAUCCGAUAAACCAAAUGGACGUGGUUGGAAUUUAAAUAAUUUACAAUUUCCACCAGCAGUUCAUUUAUGUGUUACCGAUAUGCAUACAACGAAUGGUUGUGCAGAACGAUUUAUUCAAGAUAUCAAGGAAAUUGCUAAAGAAUUAAUGAAAAAACCAAAUAAAAAAUCUGAAGGUUCAGUUGCUCUUUAUGGAUUAUCUCAAAUGAUACCGGAUCGUUCAAUUGUUACUGAAUUAGCUCAUUGUUAUUUAGAUGCAUAUUAUGAUAUACCAAACAAUUAAUCAUAAUUAUAAUACAGGAAAGAUACUUUUUUUUCUAGGGUUUAUCUUUGAUAUGAUCUAAUAAUUUAUUGUCAUGUAUACAACUGAUAUUCAAUAAUUAUUAUUUAAACAUUUAUUACUUACUUACGCCUGUUACCCUUUCGUCGAGGAGCAUAGGCCGCUUAUCAGCAUUCUCCAUCCAACUCUGUCCUGAGCCUUCAUUUCUAGUUGCUAUUUAUCCUUUUCAUGUCUAAACGUUUAUACUACUUAAAAUAUUUUAACUGGAUAAUUGCCCUUUAUCCUAUGUGUAUUAGAAUAACAUUAAAUUCACGUCGAUUUCUUAAAAAAAAUUUCACCCCUCCCUCUUUUUGAAAAACAUUUUCAUCCCAUUUUCCAAUUUUUUUUUCACAUCCUUAAAUUUCGAAAAAAAGGGUGGUAGGGGAUCAUACAUGUCGUGAAAUUAAUGUCAACCUAGGUAUUAUGGUUGUGUGUGUUGUUCUCAUCUGUUGCACUGAUUUUCUGUUUAUUUACUUAUUAUUAUUUGUUUAUUUAUUUACAUAAUAGAAUUAUUUGAAAUC
Molecule: messenger RNA, 2242 nt
Organism: Schistosoma rodhaini
Lineage: Eukaryota; Metazoa; Platyhelminthes; Trematoda; Strigeidida; Schistosomatidae
Source: the annotation of a GenBank genome assembly